AUGAUACGUCUGUUCAAAACUUCAUUGUUCCGAACAUUGCAAAGAAAGAAGACAAUCACACUAAUAUCAUGCGCGCUUUUAUGUGUUUGGCUAUUAACUCAUAUAUCAAACGUUGAUACAUCGGAUCUGACGCAACAAUUCCUACCGUUGACCGCCACCGCUGCAAUUAGGAAGACUCCCAUAGUGGAAAGAUUUUAUAUUGAUCUUUUUAAUUCAAUAAACCAAUAUCGUCCAUUGAACCCUCCUUCAAAUCCAGAUGAUUUGCGUGAUACUGAGAAAUGUAAAUGGCACGGCGAUAUAUCAGUGCAUGAUUUUGAUAAAUUCAAUGAAUAUUUAUCGUAUAAUAAUUUGAAUGAAUGUUAUAAAUUAUCAAAUAUUCAAUUGAAUAAUUUGAAAAGAUCACAUUCUGGAUUCGUUGAGUCUAUCCUUUCUGAAUUUUCAACUAAAGAUGAUAAAUUAACCUCAGGGUUGUUCCCAAAUAAUGAAGGGAUCGUUACAGUCGGUGGUGGGAAAUAUACCGUCUUAUUAAUGACUAUGAUUGAAAAGUUGAGACAAUCUGGAACAACUUUACCAUUAGAAGUUAUAAUUCCACCACAGGAUGAAGGCGAUGAUGAAUUCUGUAAUAAUGUGUUACCAAAUUAUAAUGGGAAAUGUAUUUACUUCAAAGAUGUGUUACCUGAUCAAUUAAGUGAUAAAUUAGUUAUAAAAGGAUUCCAACUUAAACCAUUAGCUAUAUUAUUAUCCAGUUUCAAGAAGGCUUUAUUCCUAGACGCUGAUAACCUCGCGAUGAAAGAUUUAGAUAAUAUUUUCAAUACUCAGGCAUUUAAACAGAAAAGAUUGAUUGUUUGGCCCGAUGUAUGGAGAAGAUUUACUGCACCAGCUUAUUAUAAAAUUGCGAAUAUUAAAUUGGAUUUGGGGAAAAGAAUACGUAACUUGAAUGAUGAUGUUUCACCUCCUUCUCGUUAUGAUGAUAAUUCAGAGAAUUCUGCUCAAUAUUUGGAGAACGUCCCAUUCCAUGAUUUGAAAGGAACUAUACCUGAUCCAACUUCUGAAUCUGGCCAAAUGGUUAUUGACAAAAUUGAACAUUUCCAUACUCUAAUAUUAUCACUUUAUUAUAACCUUUAUGGUCCACCUUGGUAUUAUAGAAUGUUCUCUCAAGGAACAUCAGGUCAAGGUGAUAAAGAAACAUUUAUUGCAGCUGCUCAUGCAUUAGGGAAACCAUACUACCAAGUCCAUACCAAAAUGGGUUUUAAGGGAUAUAAUGAUGAAAAACUUGGAUUCCAAGGAGUUGGUCUUUUACAACAUGAUUUCGAACAAGAUUUUAAACAAUUACAACUCGCAAGCAAAACUAUCAAUGAGAAUGAGAGUGAAUAUUCAAAAUUCAAACAAGAUUAUAAAGCAACCGUCGAUUUCGAUGACAGUUUAAUGAAACCCAUUGAUGGACCGAUCGAUAUUAUGUUUCUGCAUGCAAGUUUCUUCAAGUAUGAACCAUUAGAUCUAAUUAGAGAACAUCGUUAUGUGAAAGAAGAUGGUUCACACUUUAGGGUUUUUUCAGGUUUGGAGAGGUUAAACUAUUUUGAUUUAGAAUUGUUCAACUUCAAAAUUUUGAAUAAGUUCUUAUGUACUGAGGAAAUGAUUCACUUCAAAUAUUACAAAAAUGUGGAAUCUAAACCAGAGUGGUCAGAUAUGUGUAAAUUCUUAAAAGAGCAUACAGAAUAUUUAGAAUCAACUCAUAAAGAAGCAACUGCUCAGGUACAGCACUAA
Molecule: messenger RNA, 1764 nt
Organism: Naumovozyma dairenensis CBS 421
Lineage: Eukaryota; Fungi; Ascomycota; Saccharomycetes; Saccharomycetales; Saccharomycetaceae
Gene: MNN5
Product: alpha-1,2-mannosyltransferase MNN5
Exons: 1
Coding region: 1-1764 (587 amino acids)
Biological process (GO): mannan biosynthetic process
Cellular component (GO): Golgi apparatus
Molecular function (GO): alpha-1,2-mannosyltransferase activity
Source: RefSeq, a predicted model, not a curated record